Messenger RNA from Cyclocybe aegerita, 477 nucleotides. The record is from the annotation of a GenBank genome assembly. NCBI's taxonomy places the organism in Eukaryota, Fungi, Basidiomycota, Agaricomycetes, Agaricales, Hemipholiotaceae.
AUGUCCCCUUCUUCCUCGCCAGAGAUCAAGGCGUUGGUCGUCUGGAACAUUUGCCGCUCACCGAUGGGUGAAGCAGUUCUAAAGGAUGUGGCUAAGAAGCGAGGGAUUGACAUCACUGUCGACAGCUGUGGUACGGCUGGCUAUCAUGUCGGCGAGGAGCCAGAUGAACGGACCGUUGCAGUUUGCAAGAAGCACGGUGUGACUAUAAACAGCUUAGCUCGCCAAGUUAGCACGUCAGACUUCAUCCGCUUCACACAUGUCCUCGCCGCGGACGAAAGCAACCUUCGCAACUUGACAAGGAUAAAACCAUCCAACACUACUGCUGAAGUCCGACUCUGGGGAUCAUACCUUGAUAACAAACCUAUACCAGAUCCCUACUAUGGUGGAAUAGAUGGUUUUGAGAAAGUCUAUCAGCAAUGCGUCCGACUAUCAAAUGCUUUUCUAGACAACGUCACAGGGAAAUCAGCCUCUUCUUGA